This is a messenger RNA of Coniophora puteana RWD-64-598 SS2, 1199 nucleotides long. RefSeq names its product HET-domain-containing protein. The annotation marks the transcript as partial. The record is from RefSeq and is a predicted model, not a curated record. Lineage: Eukaryota; Fungi; Basidiomycota; Agaricomycetes; Boletales; Coniophoraceae. The transcript is spliced from 2 exons.
GAUAUCAGGCCAAGUACAGCGACGGCUCUAACCCUAAAGAGCCUGGAUUAGCUAUAUGCUUGGAAGAAGCAGGAAAUAUGAGCAAGUGUUUAUGCGACAAGUGCUCCCAGAUCGACCUCUACGGAAUCCUUGCCCAUGGCGUACCUGUAGAAGCGCGCAUCCCACUCGACUCGGUCGUGAAUGUCCUCUCCAAGUCCACGACAUGUUCGCUCUGCCUCAUCGUCUUGACGGCAGUCCGACGUACCUGGCUUCUUGAUGAUUAUACGCAAGCUGAUCUCUCCGGCAUCGACCUGGCGCUAUACAGUGGUGGUAAUCGGGAUCUGUCUUACUUGGACUUUGCGGCGGACAGUGGGUCCACUCCUAUCACAAUCCACGUCUUCUAUUCGUACAUCCCCCCAGAGAUCGAGACUGCGGUGGGGCCCUCACAUUCUCGCCUUCCCACCAUCCAGCUUAUGGCCGGAGAUGCCCACCUCUUCGGCAGAUCUCAAGAAGGCCACGGGAGAGUAGUGGAGGACACCUUGGACGUCAGCUAUAUCAAACAAUGGCUGCAUGCGUGCGAGAGCACGCAUGGAGGCAGGUGUACCGCACCCUCGUGGGCCACGGACGACGAGCUUCCCUCGUCGGUGCGCAUGCUCGACGUCGUCGACAUGGCACUCGUACCCGCUCCUCCGAAGUGCCGAUACCUCUCCCUGAGCUACGUAUGGGGCAGCGCCGCCGAGUGCAACCACCGCUCUUACUGUACAAACUCCGCAAAUCUCGCCCGCCGGUCCCGACGCUGCGGGGUCGAGCUAUCCACUCUCCCUGCCACCAUCUCGGACGCGGUUCUCCUCGCGCGUGAGUUGGACGAGCGCUACCUAUGGAUAGACGCCCUUUGCAUUUCCCAAGAUGACCCCAUCCAUAAAGCCGAACAGAUCUCGGCCAUGGACCGUAUCUAUACCCGAGCGAUACUAACCGUGUUCGCUGCGGGUGGCUCCAGCGCCAAUGCCCCCCUCCCUGGCUUUCGCUCGGGUACCCGCGUGGUCCAACAGGUUAUUGAAGAGGUGCAAGAUCUCCAUCUCGUGGUCCCUUUCCCCGCCGCUUUGGACGAACUUGCGCAGACGACCUGGGAUAGUCGCGCGUGGACGUAUCAAGAGAUGAUGCUCUCGCGCCGCCGCCUCUUUUUUACGCCUUCGCAGGUCAUUUUCGAGUGCUGUACCGAC